CUUUUAACUUUUAAAGCAGGAAGCGCAACAAGCCACUUCCGGGGAGGGAAAGCCGCUCUCACCUGUGUGCAAUAUGGAUGCUGCCAGCGAAACCGAAGAGCUGGUUUCUGGGGAAGUGUUGUCCAUCGCCCAUGCGCUUUCUCUCCCCGCCGAGUCAUAUGGCAAUGACCCUGAUAUUGAAAUGGCUUGGGCCAUUCGAGCAAUGCAGCAUGCUGAAGUCUAUUACAAACUGAUAUCAUCAGUUGACCCACAGUUCCUGAAACUCACCAAAGUAGAUGACCAGAUCUACUCUGAGUUCCGUGAAAAUUUCGAGAAGCUCAGGGUAGAUGUAUUAGACCCAGAAGAACUCAAAUCAGAAUCAGCUAAAGAGAAGUGGAGGCCAUUCUGCUUAAAGUUUGAAGGGAUCAUAGAAGACUACAACUAUGGUACUUUGUUGCGACUGGAUUGUUCCCAGGGGUACACUGAGGAAAACACCAUCUUUGCACCCAGGAUUCAAUUUUUUGCAAUUGAAAUUGCUCGGAACCGGGAAGGCUAUAACAAACCAGUUUCCAUCAGUGUUCAGGACAAAGAUGGAGAGAAAAGAGCUGACACUAAAGAAGAGGAAGCUGAGAAAGGAGCUGAUAGUGGAGGAGAAAAAGAGGAAGGAGUCAACAGAGAAGGAGAAAAGUAGAAAACUAACCAGGGAGGAGUAAAAGAAAGCCAAGAAACAUGGCUCAGCUGAACCCACAAAUAUCAGAUGCUAUGGGCAUGGACACCUUUGAUUAAACGAUUGCCCUUGCACAAAUGGAAGACUCAGAAGGACAUCUUUCUAGCUAGUAAGAGAAGCUGCUCUGGGCAUAAUGGCCGUAAACACAAUAGUGGAGUCUCUUAGAUAAUUGCCUGAUACCAUGUUGCUUGUUACCCUGUAAUUGCUGAAGUACAACAUUUUGUAAAUAAAUUCUUUUGGUUUGUAUUAGUUAUAACUGA
Messenger RNA from Psammomys obesus (fat sand rat), 966 nucleotides. It is a transcript of the gene Pbdc1, whose product is annotated as polysaccharide biosynthesis domain containing 1. NCBI's taxonomy places the organism in Eukaryota, Metazoa, Chordata, Mammalia, Rodentia, Muridae. Bases 74 to 670 code for a protein of 198 amino acids. The transcript is spliced from 6 exons. Gene Ontology annotation, cellular component: cytoplasm. The record is from RefSeq and is a predicted model, not a curated record.